ACCCUGGCUGAUAGUUCUGUGAUCUGCCUGGAUCCACUGGAUGAAUUCUGCCAGAAAAUGGAACAUAGCAGGAUUCUGGCUAGUCUGAUAAUGGCUGCCUUUCUCUCUCAAGUGAGCUCCUUUAAGAUAUUGGUGGAGGAACUUGAGGACCAAGUCUUCGUGAACUGCAAUACUAGCAUCAAGUGGGUAGAGGGAACAAUGGGAACACAAUUGUCAAAAAAUAAAAAAAUGAACUUGGGAAAACGCAUCCUGGAUCCACGAGGAGUGUACAAGUGCGAAGGGACAGAGGACAUGAAGAAUAAAUUAUCUACUGUGCAAGUAUAUUACCGAAUGUGCCAGAGCUGUGUGGAGCUGGACCGAGGCACCUUGGCUGGCCUCAUCAUCACCGACCUCAUUGCCACUCUGCUCCUGGCUUUGGGAGUCUACUGCUUUUCAGGACAUGAGACUGGAAGGCUCUCUGGAGCUGCUGACACUCAAGCUCUGCUAAGAAACGAGCAGCUGUAUCAGCCUCUUCGAGAUCACGAUGAUGCUCAGUACAGCCGUCUUGGAGUAAAUUGGCCCCGGAACAAGUGACCUUGAGACUCAUGGUUUCUCAGAGUGUCAUUAUCAAUUGUGCCAAUAAAGAUGCCAAUAAAGAUGUGCCUUUUCA
Nannospalax galili (Upper Galilee mountains blind mole rat) is the source of this 649-nucleotide messenger RNA. It is a transcript of the gene Cd3d, whose product is annotated as CD3d molecule. Gene Ontology annotation, cellular component: membrane; external side of plasma membrane; alpha-beta T cell receptor complex. Bases 58 to 573 code for a protein of 171 amino acids. The record is from RefSeq and is a predicted model, not a curated record. Lineage: Eukaryota; Metazoa; Chordata; Mammalia; Rodentia; Spalacidae. The transcript has 5 exons. Gene Ontology annotation, biological process: cell surface receptor signaling pathway; positive thymic T cell selection. Gene Ontology annotation, molecular function: transmembrane signaling receptor activity.